Pelodiscus sinensis (Chinese soft-shelled turtle) is the source of this 5399-nucleotide messenger RNA. The record is from RefSeq and is a predicted model, not a curated record. Lineage: Eukaryota; Metazoa; Chordata; Testudines; Trionychidae.
AUUGCCACGAGUGGGGAUGGUUAUGACAGGGUGGUGGGAGUCUCCUCCUUCCCCAAGUGGGAGGAUCAUGUGGUGAAUCCUCCAUCGGUGCUGCGGGUCCCCGGGCAGCCGGUUGCGUUCAUUGUCAAGAUGGAGGAAAGAAAGUCAAGUGACAGCACUAUACUUGGGAAAGUAGCCGCCCAUGUCCCCGAUCUCAUCGUCUAUGGCGAUUUCUCCCAGGAUGUGCCUUUCAUUGAGAGUUUUGAUGGGGUAUUGCUUUUUGCAGACAUCUCAGGCUUCACGGCGCUGACAGAGAAGUUCAGCAUGGACACCAGCCUGGACCGCGGUGCUGACCAGCUUACGCAGACCCUCAACCAUUACGUAGGAGACAUUGUGGAGGAGGUGCUGAUUUACGGAGGCGAUAUCUUGAACUUUGCAGGGGAUGCCCUGCUCGCGCUGUGGAAAGUGCAGCGGAGCCAGCUGAGCGAUAUCAUCACCCUGGCCCUGAAAUGCAGCCUGAGGAUCCAGGAAGAGUACGGGGUGCGGGAGACGGACGUGGGCCUGGAGCUGCGCGUGAAGAUCGGGCUUUCUGCAGGUCACAUCUCCAAAGUCAUUGUUGGAGACAAUAAGCACCAAUAUUUUCUGGUAAUUGGCCGGGCAGUGGACGAAGUUCGGUUGGCCCAAAGCCUAGCAAAAGCAAGUGAGGUUAUUCUGUCGCCAAACUGCUGGGAACUCUGUAACCGGAACAUGAUUGAAAUAGAAAGAAUCAAAGGUGAAAGAGCUGUUAAGGCUAGGUACAUCAAGAACCUCCCUGAUAAUGAGUUUGAUGUGUUCUUCUGGAAAUGUGCAGAAUACCUGCAGCACUACCCCAUGAGUGAAAAUACCAGUAUCCUGAGAUCAACUUCCAUGCUGUCACCAAACGAUGAGCUGGAGAAGUCCCUCCGGAAGUUCGUGAUGAGAAACAUUCUGAAGAAGAUUGACGACAACCAGCCGCUGGAAUAUUUGUCGGAGCUGCGGCCGGUGUCGAUCGUCUUUGUGAACCUGCAGUUUGACGAAAGCGCCAACACCUUGCAUCUGUGCAAGGCCAUCCACGAUGCCAACAUGAAGAUCUCAGAAGUCAUCUACGUCUUCAGAGGCAAAAUCAACAAAGUUUUUAUGUUUGACAAGGGCUGCACGUUCCUGUGUGUGUUCGGACUCCCUGGGGAUAAGCAGGCUGAUGAAAGCACCCACGCCUUGGAGAGCGCGUUUCAUAUCUUCAACUUCUGUUCCACCAAGCUCAUGAAACUCAAGCUAGUUUCCAUCGGGGUUACCAGUGGCCCAGUGUUCUGCGGAGUCGUUGGCCAUCGCGUAAGGCACGAAUACACAGUCAUUGGCCAGAGGGUGAAUCUCGCUGCCCGGAUGAUGAUGUAUUAUCCGGGGCUGGUGUCCUGUGACGCAGUGACCUACGCCAACUCCCGGCUGCCCCACUACUUCUUCGAAGAGCUUGCCCAGGUGGAGAUGAAAGGGGUUGUGAAAUGUGGGGAGGUCUAUCACUACCUCGGCAUCAGUGAGAAAACAAUGAUUGGCAAGGCGUAUCUCACCAAGGAGAGGUCCGAGUACUAUCCCUUACUGGGUCGGGAAAAAGAGCUUGAACUCUAUAAUAAUUUACUGAGGAAUUUUGUGGGGUCUAAAGAAGGCCGUGUUAUAAUAUAUGAAGGCCUUAUGGGCUAUGGAAAGAGCCAGCUACUUGCUGAAAUUGCCUACUUAGGCCAGGAGGCAGGCCACAGGGUUGUUGCUAUGGAGUUGACAAAGGUAAAUGUCAAGCAGAACUUUUUCACCAUCCGGACUCUCAUGGCCAUGUUCCUGGGGAUUGACACCUGCAAAUCAUACGAUGCAAGACAGCGCAUCCUCCAAGGCAAACUCCGAGGUGUGAUAGACGAGACCUACUACUGCCUCCUCAAUAACAUCUUUCUCAUUAAGUUCCCCACCUCGGCAGAGGUUUCCAAAAUGGAUAAUGAAACGAGGGCAGAGGAGAUGGAAUCCUUUCUUGUGAAGAUACUACAGAAGACAGUGGAGAAAGACAUUCUCAUAUUUGUCAUUGACGAAGCCCACUUCAUUGACUCCGCCUCCUGGGAGUUUCUGGACAACUUGCUCUCCAGCAUCCCCGUGUUCAUGGUCAUGUCUAUGUCUGCUCCCAGCCGCCACGCUCGGCUGCCGUGCACCUCUGCCACAAGCAUCAUCAAGAGCCCCAAGACCACCUACGUCCAGCUGCGGGAGCUAAAGGCCUCGGUGAUCCUGCAGAAAGCCUGCCAGGACCUCGGGGUGGUCAGCAUCCCCCGGGAACUGGAAACGUUCUUGGUGCAGAGGAGCCACGGCAUCCCAUUUUACUGCGAGGAGCUGCUGCGGAACCUCCACUUGAACAACAUGCUUAUCUUCCGCCUGUGGGAGGAGGAGGAGGAAGUAGAGGAUGAGUGGGAGGGCCUUUUCACCAAUGCCAUCAAGGUCAUGUCCUCCAAAAACCAAUCCAUUUCCGACUUGGACAAAGAGUUGUACAUUUGCACCCUCCGUCAGAAUGUCAAACUGCAAAACAUUAUGCUGCCGCCUACGCUAAAAGGCAUUGCCCUGGCUGAGUUGGACAACAUGAGUCCGUCGGAGCAGAUGGUAGUGAAGUGCGCAGCUGUCAUCGGACUGACUUUCACGACUGAUCUGCUGUUCCAUAUCCUUCCCGAAUGGACCAAGCGGAAGAUGAACCAGACGCUCGCAGCCCUGGUGGAGUCCCACGUCUUCAGGUGUUUUAAUAAAAGAAAGGAAUCCCAGAGUUCGCAAGCACAGGACAUCUCCUCCUCGGAGUUAUUUGUGUAUCCCGGGACUGUGAGAUCAACUGGGCAUGAGUCAGAUAUCCGCUCGUCCGUGUACAACCGCAUCAAGCUGGAGCAGCUGGUGAUGCAGUGCGGGGCCAUGGCGUUCUGCACGCCGCUGCUGCAGGAGGCGGCCUACGAGGUCUGGCUGAAGAGCCAGAAGAAAGCCUUGCAUCUCAAGUGCAUUAGCUACCUCGAAGGGCAGGCCCACAAGUGCCGGCGCUGCGGGGAAGGGGACUUCAUCGCCUUCCACCGCCACACCGUGGAGACGCUGCUGGAGAGCAUCGAGUCGCAGGAAACCAUUUCGGAGCUGCACACGGAAUACCCGGUCAGCGAAGCAGCCUCCAUGAUCAUCCGUGAAACCCUGAGGAAGCUCCACGCACCCUCCUUUGAAGGGACAAAGAGGAAAGUGGCGACUGCUAAGGCUGUCCUAGCCAGCACAAGCUCCCCUGAAAUUGUCCAGAGGAUAAGUGAAGGUCCACAAAUGGCUCAGCUCAUUGCACCCAAAACACCAUCCUCUGCAAUUUUGACGACACCCAGUGCUGAGACCAAUGCUUCUUCUUUCUCCAAGGACUUCUUAGAACCACAAGACAUUAAGAAAGAGACCCUAAAGGCACUAAAGAAACACAAGAUGUUGCCAGAGGACAUUAAGCAGGCUGCUCAUGUACAGGUACCACUGGUGCCAAAGAUCUCUGCUCCGACUCAGGAAAGACAGAUAGACAUGAAAGCCCCAUAUUGUCCAGGCAAGCUACGGUUUCCAGGCCAGCUGCAGAUGAGCCAGGGGUGUGAGAUUCAGCUCAAGCAAGUGUUUAGGUCACAUUCUCUGCCUGCCGUCUUGUCUCUGGCCAGAGCUGAAGAGAUGGAGAAGGAGUUUCUGGAGGGGCUGGACGAGAUCAUCCAGCAGUCUGACAAGGGCCGGGAGAAGAUCCGGCACUUGGGAUCCUGUGAAUGUGAAGAGAUCGUGGAGUCCGUCUUUGUGCCCCUGGCCCGGCACUGCAUGGCGAGGGGAGACUACGCCAGAGCCUUGUAUUUCUUGUUGGAGUGUGCGGCGGCUUAUUUACAUCUGUCGAACAACUACAUGGCUUUUAGCAAUUUGAAUAUAGCAGAGAAUCUGAUCAAAUCGGUGGAUUUCAAAGCGACUGUAAUUAACCCGUUUGAGGAAGCCACCUUCUGCAGCCUGAAGGGUGAGGUCUGUUAUAACAUGGGCCAAAUGAAUUUGGCCAAGAAAUUUAUCAGGAGGGCUUUGGUUUUACUGAAAAGAAGAUUCCCAUAUAUCUUGAUUGGAGUCGUCUUUAAGACUGUGCUGGAGGCGUCAAAGCAUGCGUCUCACCAGAAGAAGCCGUUCUUGUUUACUCGCUCUCGAGGGGAGAAGAAAUUAGCUUUCCUGUACCAGCAGAGCCACUGCCUCUCCUUACUGUGGCAACUCUUCAGCCUGGACACGGCCACCAACAGCAAGAAGUUCUGUCGCCUGGCGGCGCUCAUGAAGGUGAACUCGGCGGAGGAAUCGGGGGACGAGAGCCAGGAAAUAAUUGUUGGGUUGUCUAUGAUGGAAUUGUACCAAGACUGUGUGCGUGUGCUGAGCUGGCUGGAGGAGUUGGCCGUCGUGGAGGACAGAAUCAUCGGGAUGGCUUGUUUCUUCUCUUACUGCUUAGAACUCUUGCUGUAUGCUGGGUUUUCAUUUAAACCAUUUAAAGAAUGCCUGGAAUUCAUACAACACAAUGAAAAAAACUGCAUCCUUAUGUCUCAGAACAGCAUCAUGCUGGGGCUGUAUUCCUCCCUGGCCAUUUGGUUUGCCAGACUUCAGGAGUGGGGCAACUUCAGGGAGCCUUUUGAAAAGGCCAGACGGUUGCUGAGGAGAACGAACGCCUCCUUCUUCGCGACAAGUGGAUUCUGUAGAUUCUUGGAGUGCGAGGUCCUUAUGCUACGGAAACACAUUGAGGAAAAACCUGAAAGUGUCCGAGAGACCCGUACAAAGACGCUCAAGGACUUGGACCAGGGUCUUUCGCAAUGCUCCACCAGCCCUAUCUACUACCCUCGGGUUUACCACCUCAAAGCCUAUGUCUUCCUGGUGUUGGGCAAUGAAGAGCAGAGCCAGAACCACCUCGACCAAGCAUUCAAACUCUGCAACACCUAUGGAAACCUGCUGGAGAAGUCCUGGCUGGAGAUCAGCAAAGAGUGGUGGUUCACUGCAAAAGGCCCCAUGGAAGACUUAUGGUUCAAAGCCGCACCAGAUUUUCCCAAGUGGGAAAAAGGAAUGACAGAGGAGGACUUUCCAGAGAUCCAUAAAACCAAGUACUUGCUGCGGGUGCCAGCGCUGGAUAUUAACAAUCCUUUCCCAGAACCUGAGGUUGUAGAUGUUUGAGCUGCAUGUAGUUCUGAAAUGACCCGGAGCACUUUGUAAGCUUUCUUUAGCCAGCACUGCCCACAUUUGUAAGCAUUUAUGACAUUCCUGCGCCACACAUAACAACGCCUGCCCUCUCUCUGCAAAACCCUCCGCAUUGGCUCAUCUCUUCCUUUGAUAAAGUCUGGAUUCUAAUGUCUUGCCCUUGCUUGCUUAGACCAUUUUUUCCACUCUGACUUAAA